Molecule: messenger RNA, 1176 nt
Organism: Acanthosepion pharaonis
Lineage: Eukaryota; Metazoa; Mollusca; Cephalopoda; Sepiida; Sepiidae
Source: the annotation of a GenBank genome assembly
AUGCUAUUUUCUUCUUUCUUUCAGAGUAACAAGCCCCUUAUGGAAAGACGAAGACGGGCGCGUAUUAACAAUUGUUUGACUCAGUUAAAAAGUCUUCUCAUCCAGGACAUGAAAAAAGACAAUUCCCAUAUUUCAAAAUUAGAGAAAGCUGAAAUUCUUGAGUUGACUGUCCGAAAAUUGAAAAAACUCCAAGAAUUAAUCAAUCCAGAAGAUAAUCUUGCCUACCGCGAGCAUCCACGAUAUCGGGACGGCUUCAAUGAUUGCAUCAACGAAGUGAUUGAUUAUCUCUCCAAGAAAGAUUGCAUCAACACCGAAUUCCGUGCACGUGUCAUUAACCACUUGAACGACUCCUUCACCAAUAAAGGCAAAAACUUAAAACAAGAAAUGCCCAACAGAUUAAACAACCCGGAUGUCAAUACAAAACAAACGGAGCCGGUUUCGCCCGCGAUCGACUGCAAAGCUUUAAAGGGACUAACAUUCGGCCAUUCUCUCUCGGCACCUAUUGAGUCACGUGACGGGCACCCGAGGUCGCUUUGUGUGCUCAGUAAUCAGCCUUCCUCUCCGCCAUCGGUUCAGGCGGUCAGUAUGGACCCUCAAAUGAUCACCGCUAGUCACCGCCCAGUACAAUUCCACACAAACAGCCACAAACAAAGAACUCAAGCUUUUUGCGAAAUAAGCCCAAAGCAUUCUGAUCCCAACGAAUCCCAGAUGAUGGAUAUCUCCUCAAAUGGAACUACGGUUGUACGCAAUGUGCCUGCAACGGUAGACAUUGCAGAAAUUAUUCGAAACGGAGGUCAGAUAAGUGGAACAGACAGUAGCAACGGAAUGCCUAUUGCCUUUUUAGUGACCACUCCUCUGGCCAUUAAAGCCAUUCCAUUGUACACAUCAGUUGAUCAACCACAGCGACUGGUCACAUUAUCUCCCACGGGGACUACACACGGAACUCCUUCCAGUUCGCCUGUCGGUGGCCUUUCUCAGACACCUCAAGAGAGCACCGUCGAUUCUUUUGAAAUGAAAGCGGAUGGUAAUAUGUCUGAUUCUGCUUAUUCUACGGCCGAUGAAGGAGUUGCACCAAACUUGUCUCUGCAGAAUAAUACUCUCUCUCUCUCUCUCUCUCUCUCUCUCUCUCUCUCUCUCUCUCUCUCUCUCUCUCUCUCUUUCCUCCUCUUCCCCUAG